Messenger RNA from Petromyzon marinus (sea lamprey), 10300 nucleotides. Its product is annotated as arf-GAP with GTPase, ANK repeat and PH domain-containing protein 1-like. NCBI's taxonomy places the organism in Eukaryota, Metazoa, Chordata, Hyperoartia, Petromyzontiformes, Petromyzontidae. Gene Ontology annotation, molecular function: GTPase activator activity; protein binding; GTP binding. The record is from RefSeq and is a predicted model, not a curated record. Gene Ontology annotation, biological process: activation of GTPase activity.
GAGCUCUGCAAAUUUGGCGAUUUUGACGAUAAAAAUGAUUGGAAUCGUACAGAAAUUACAUUUAUAACACAGAUAAGUGGAAAAAUCUUUAUUUACUUAAUUUGAUUAUUCUUUUUUUUUUACUUUUCGUAACAGCUAUUUUCAUUGGAGUAUGAUCGGUGAGGCUUUGCCUCCCCUGCCUCUUCUGACCGCAUGUCCCUGGCGUACAGUACGGAACAAAUACCAAAUCUCGUGAUUGAAUAGCAUUAUUUAAAAAAUGGCCUUGCGAAAAUGGAAGCCCGCUGAUUGAAAUUGCGCUGAUUUUAACUGCACGUAAAAGAACCAGGUCUGCUUCUGUGGGAUCUACGCGCAAAAUCAAGCCUGUAUACCAUAGACGUUUUUGUCAAGGUUUUUCAAACAAUAAACAGCAGAUGUGCAGCAACCAACAAUCACAACAUAACACAACAAAAGUCUGGGAAUGCUUUAAAUAGCUGACACUUCAAGUUAAAUGUGGAGCUCGAUAUGACCUCCCCGCCAACACUUUCCCAGCCGCCUUCUGACCCCCUCUUCGCCACCGUGUGCGUGGAAGUUUUUUUUUUUAGCCGUCCUCUCGUUGAUAGCGUUUGGUGUCUCACAUCAAUAGCUGUGAAAUUGCUUGUUCAGUCAUGCAUGGAAAAAGCAUCGGAGCAUUUGUCAAGGCAGAACGCGCACUGGGCAUUCGUCAGCUGCAGCAAUUCAACCCGCUCGAGCGUACACACACACACACGUGGCUCCUUUGGAUUGUUUUUAUUUUCUGCAGAAUGCUAUGUAUAAAGACCCUGGCGGAUGGGGCCAAAUUCAAACCACAUGCCGGUGAAAUUUCUGCCCUGCGCAAGCUUUUAUGCAAUGUGUGUGUGUUUUUUUUUUGUAUUUCACUGGUCACGUCCUCUUGGCUUGCAUAGGUUAUAUUGAUAGCAUCCCACCCUGGUUUCCGGCGUGCAGACUGUUUUGUAAUUAUGGCAUGCACAAGCGCUCUUGCAUCACCACCACCACCCACCUACCCCUCCUCAUGUGGCUGCCACUUGGUACAGUCCAAAGUGAUUCCUCCCGGCCAGGAUUAACCACAGCACCAGUUGUGAAAUUGUGUUCCCGCGUUAGCAGCACAAGUCUGCUAGAUCACCCAAUUUGUUCACCUCUUACCUUUAAUUUUGUAGUUUCGCAUGUAUAUUUAAACUUGCUUUUAUAAUUGUUUUCGUAUUUAUUUUGGAGCAACUGUAACGCAGAGCGUGUGCGCACGCGAUGAACAGAUAUUCUGACAUCCAGGAUGCAGCUCACCUUCACUGGAGAGAGGCUUCGGGAUUCUGCCUAUGAAUGCGCUGCAUUAGUCCGGGCCAGCUGUUGUGUCCAGCAGGAGGCUUCUACGCACUGUGCCGCAUGUCGACGGAUCACCUCUACGCCUCCGUUUAUGUGAUGGGAUGGCUUGAACCGAGCCACAGUGCUGCCUGCGCGCUGUAGCAACCUUACAGCAAAAUAACAACAACAGCAACAACAGCAGCAGCAGCGGCAGGAACAACAAAGAGAGUGCUCCCGGGAAGCUGCUGCUUCAGCCUGGGAGUUGCCGUCUGCCUGCGGAUGUCCCAUCCAGCACGGAGGAAUCCGUCCAGUGCUCGGGGAGGCGGGGGGGGGGGGGGGGGGGGCCGCGGUGGCCGCGCGGCGGUGACAACAGUGUGCAAAAAUCCAUCUUUUUGAGACCGCCUCGGAGCAGUGCGGAACCACGCGGAGGGAGAUCCACCGUGGGGUUUUUUUUAGCGCCCAUGGUGCCUGUGCGUGGAUGCAGAGUCGGUGCCCCCGCGCACGCGGCGUGACACCGUGCUCAUCGUCUGGAGAAUAGAUUUUUUUUGUUGCGGGCGCUGCUGCGAGGCGAGAAUUUGUUUUUGUUGCGGAGAGCCUCGGUCAAUUGGUUCCCUCGACUUUUGUAAAGCGGCAUGUGCGUUCAUGCUAGAAGAAGGCGCUCUUCAAAGCCGUUUGGAACAUAGGCGAAUGAUUGUGUGCGAUUUGGCAUUGAAAUGAAGAACAAAGGCACACUGGUCUCAUGGAGUUUAGCGACACAGUUUGAAGAAGCGUUUGUGAAGACAUAAAUCGAUUUACUUGUCAUUGCCUGAGGUAAGAACACAAUAAUUGUCCUCUUUUUUUCACGCGGUAUUUAAACUAUGCGCUGGUAAACGUCAAUGCGCGUCGCUGGCUGAAGCAAUUUAUAGUGAACGUGUAAGCUGGCCCUUCCGGAGCACAGCCCGCCUCUGCAAAGCCGCAGCAGGUGAAGCCAGAAUGUCGGCAGCACAGGCAGACGGUGACGAGGGAUGGAUGGGCGCCGCGCUGCUCCCGGGCAGCUCGGAGGGCCCCCCCCGCGUGCGGCCCCCCCGCACAGGAUCGGAGCCUCGGAGGAAGACCGUGUACCGUAUCUGCGUCACGAUGGUGAAACACGAGUCCCUGGAGGAGACGGGAACGGACGAGCGGCCUCCGGGUGACGCCGCCACCACCGCCGCCUUGCUACGGACCGAUGCUCCCACGGGCGGCGGCAAAGGGCGCGAGUGCACGGCGUGCGCCUCCGCUGCCACCGCCGAGGAGAGGGGGAGCUGCGAACGAGGAGAGGGCCGUCGAUGGGAAGGAUGUAUCGAAGGGGCCAGCGGUGGAGUCUGUCCAGCGUUUGCAGCGGGGAUUGGUGCUGGACACGGGAAAGUGCAGGCACUCGAUUCACCGCAUGGAAGGUGCGAGGAGGUGCGCACGAUCCCCGAGCAGGUGAACGUCAGAGAGAGAGUUAGCGUUUACGAGCACAUUGCCGAUGGUGCCAAGGUGGGAUCGGCAGGUUCAAAGGGACGUGCCGCGGCGUGUCCAGAAAAGCACACGUACGUGCGGGAAGUGGACAAAACCCUUGCAUCUGCAGAGAGGAGCUCGCGUGUUGUAUUAGCCACGGGAGAGUGGCCUGGAGAGCGUUGGAGUAGAGAAGUGGCGUCGCCCAACUUAAAGGGCCACGAUCAAAAGGCCGUGUGUGAAAAGGCUCCCGUAAGUCUCGCUGUCAAUCGUGGCCUAAAUAAGCGUACGGAAUGUCUGAUGGGACACUCGGUAGACACGUUGAGCUUCUCAAACAAGGAUCAGAUUUCCAGCGCUGAUCGCAGCUGCUCACCUGUAUCAGCAUUGGCUGAUGAACAUGGAUCCGGCUCAUCUGGCAGCAGAAGCUGCUCCAAAGUUGGGCUCAGGUGCAGCAGGGCCCAGAUGCGAGAUUGUAACGUGAGAAGGCGACCUGCCAGUGCUUGUGCAUUGAGCACAUACGAAAGCCAGAGUACCAGGGCUAGGGAUGCCACGAUGUCAGCAGGGAUGCAGAAAGUUGAAUGCCAGAGGAAAGUCAAGAGCGCCAGUGGACAUAUUUGUGUCGGCAGAGGAUUGACGGUGGAUGGGUCGCAAUAUCAUAGCCUGGUUUCGAGUCAGAAAGAUGUAGAUAAAUGUCUGUGUGCCCUUAAGGUUGGUCCCUCCGGAGCGAUAUCUGAAGCGUGCUUUCGUCACAAUGUGGCGAAUUUGGCAGAAUUGUGCUCGGCACAAAAAAAUGCAGUUGAUGAUGUCAACAAAUUGGCUUAUUCCAAAUUGCCUAAAGCAGACUAUGAAAUAGGAACAGCCGAAAUGAUGGCUGUCAUGCCAAUUGGCCAGAGCGCCAUGCAGGGGCAAUGCAUUGUGGGUAACACUGAUAAGCAACCUGUGACAGCUGCUUCUGCAACAGCAGCCUCAUUCCAUGAUAUGCCACAGCUAUCAUGCACAGCGAGUGCUCGGAAUGUUUGGGGUGAUGAAGAGAAUAAGUCCGUGCUUAACAGUGAUAUGCAACAGAGCCCAAAAUCGAAUCGGGGUAUAAAUCACUCCAUUUUGAAAAGAGAAGAUGCUGUGGAUAGGCCUGGCAAGCCAGGGGACAAGGCUCCACUUCCCGGUGGAAGCGGAGGGGAUGGCUCCUUCCCUGCCACAGGAUCCCAGGCUCCGUGCGAGCCCAUCAAUGGAGACAAACCGACGUCAGCAGCUGCUGAAAGGGUAAUUGAAGAAGCAUUGCAGGGAGCACGCACAGAUUUUAAAUCACUUGAAGAUGACUCGACUGGCCCGGACAUGUCUGGCACAAGUCAGAAAAGGCCCACGAGUCUGCUCUUGCCAGGCGCCACGGGCUCGGGCAGGAGGGAGGUGCUGAGUGAUCUGGAUUCUCCCUUGUGCCAUGACGGGCAGCCAUUGCAAGUGCCGUGCUCCCUGAGCAACGACCUGCAGGAGCUCACUCUGCCCAACAGGGAAUCGGACCAUUCAGUGAACCACAAAAACAAGUUUCUCACACCUUCGAAGUCAACUCCUGGACGACCACAAAAAAGCUUCAGCUUUCGGCUGCUCGGGGGGAGGGAUGCGAUGGUGCAACGGAGAGCGGAAAGCCAAGACAGAGCAGAGCGGUACUUAGGAAAAACGUGUCAGGUGCCCGACUUGACAAAAGGAAGGUCCGUGGAGAGGAAGGUAGUGCCGACCGUGCGCCUUCACGAGAAGCGGAAAACGGUGGAUGUCGGGGAGGUGCUCUCCAAGACAGACACGCUGCUUCUGCUGCUGCAUGGUAACCAUCAGCCGCACAUGCAGCCGGAGCGCGCGAGCCAGACUCCUCGAUCUGUCUCCAGCGAGGAGGACAAUGAGAUGCCUUCAGCCGGACCAGGACCCGCAAGCACCAACUCGCUCUCGCCGAUGGAGAAGACCGGCGCAGAUGACCCGCACAAGCUGCGCAGGUUCUUCAGCGGUAUUUUGGGACAGAGGGACUCGGGGUCGCACCUCUGGUUCGGCCUUGGGAACUACCGCAUGGACGAGAAAGGAGGGAAGGCCACGGCUGAGGAAGCGGCGGACAUCGAUAGAGGCUCUGAGCCGGAAAUUCGCAUUCACUUGGACAGCAUCAGCAACCCUGGGGGCAACGACACGAGCGACUCAUUUGUAAACAGCCAGGAGUGGACCCUCAGCAGAUCUGUGCCAGAGCUCAAAGUGGGGAUCCUGGGAAACCUGGCGAGUGGCAAAUCAGCGCUGGUGCACCGCUACCUGACGGGCACAUACGUGCAGGAGGAGUCACCGGAAGCGCUGGAAGCAGGCGGGCGCUUCAAGAAGGAAAUCAUUGUGGACGGACAGAGCUACCUGCUCCUCAUCCGGGAUGAAGGCGGUCCCCCAGAGCCCCAGUUCGCGUCGUGGGUCGACGCCGUGAUCUUCGUGUUCAGCCUGGAGGACGAGAUCAGCUUCCAGACGGUCUACAACUACUACAGCCGCCUCGCCAGCGUGCGCAACGCCUCCGAGCUGCCGCUGCUGCUCGUGGGGACGCAGGACGCGAUCAGCGCCAGCAACCCGCGCGUCAUCGACGACGCCCGCGCCCGCAAGCUCUCCAACGACCUCAAGCGCUGCACUUACUAUGAGACGUGCGCCACCUACGGCCUCAAUGUGGAGCGAAUCUUCCAGGACGUUGCACAGAAGAUCGUUGCGAUGAGAAAGAAACAGCAGCUCUCCAUUGGGCAGUGCAAGUCCCUGCCCAACUCUCCGAGCCACACCAACAUGAGCACGGGCGCCAUCCCCUCCGUGCACAUCAACCAGAUCCCGGCCAGCAAUGGCGGCGGCGGCGGUGGCGGUGGCGGUGGCGGUAGCGUGGUGGGUGGGGGAGGGGCCUUCAGCGACUACUCGAGCUCCGUGCCGUCCACCCCGAGCACGAGCCAGAAGGAGCUGCGACUCGACCCGCUGCCCGUGUCCUCCGGCACCCCCACGCCCGUGCGCAAGCAGUCCAAGCGCCGCUCCAACCUCUUCACGUCGCGCAAGGGCAGCGACACGGAGAAGGAGAAGAAGAGUGUGGAGGCAAAGUCGGACAACAUUGGCAGCGGCAGAGCCAUCCCAAUUAAACAGGGCAUGCUGCUGAAGCGCAGCGGGAAGUCGCUGAACAAGGAGUGGAAGAAGAAGUACGUGACCCUGUGUGACAACGGCAUCCUCACGUACCACCCGAGCCUGCACGACUACAUGCAGAACGUCCACGGUAAGGAGAUCGAUCUGCUGCGCACCACCGUGAAGGUGCCGGGCAAGCGGCCACCGCGUGCCUCUGCUGGCCUCGGACCCAGUGCCAGCCCCAAGGCCAACGGCCUCGCCAAGGAGCUGAGCAGCACGCAGCUCGCGGCCACGGCGCCCGGCGCACCGGGGGGCGUACAUGCGGAGCGCUCCAUCAGUGGCAUCAACCUGGUGUCGUACAACAUGCGGCCCGAGGGCCUCCACCAGCGCUCCUUCUCCGUGUCGAGUGCUGAGCAGUGGAACGAGGCCCCCGCCGGUGCCGUCUCCGCCAACGCGAACGGGGUGAGCGACGCGCCCUGCUCCAGCCCCAGCAUAUCGAGCACCACCAGCCCCAAGCUGGAGCCGCCCGCGUCCCCGCACAGCAACCGCAAGAAGCACCGGAGGAAAAAGAGCACGGCGAACCCACGCGCCGACGGCCCGGCCAACAGCGCCGAAGAUAACGACGAGCCGUUUGAGUUCCUCAUCGUGUCACUCACGGGCCAAAGUUGGCACUUCGAGGCCUCUUGUGCUGAGGAGCGCGAGUCUUGGGUGCAGGCCGUGGAGAGCCAGAUCUUUGCCAGCCUGCAGUCCUGCCACAGCUCCAAGAACAAGACACGGACGGGCAGCCACAGCGACGCCGUCACCAUCCAGUCCAUCAGGAACAUCCGAGGGAAUGCCUUCUGUGUCGACUGUGAUGCUCCCAGCCCAGACUGGGCGAGCCUGAACCUGGGCGCCCUCAUGUGCAUCGAGUGCUCGGGGAUCCACCGCAACCUGGGCACGCACCUCUCGCGCGUGCGCUCGCUCGACCUGGACGACUGGCCGCUGGAGCUCGCUGCCGUCAUGCUGGCCAUCGGCAACGCCACGGCCAAUGGCGUGUGGGAGGCCGACACACAGGGCCUCGGCAAGCCGCAGCCAGACUCGCCCAGGGAGGAGAAGGAGCGCUGGAUCCGUGCCAAGUACGAGAGCCGCGCGUUCCUGGGGGCGGCGCCGGCCUGCGAGGUGCCGCUGGGCCAGCAGCUGCUGCGCGCCGUCGUGGAGGACGACCUGCGCGCCGCCGUGCUGCUGCUGGCCCACGGCUCGCGCGACGACGUCAACGACACGUACGGCGACGGCGACGGACGCUCGGCGCUGCACCUCGCCUGCGCCAUGGCCAACGUCGUGCUGGCGCAGCUGCUCAUCUGGUACGGCGUGGAGGUGAGUGCCCGGGACGCGCACGGCUACACGGCGCUCGUGGCGGCUCGCCGCGCCGGCAGCCAGGAGUGCGCCGAGCUGCUCCUGCAGUACGGCUGCCCCGACGAUGCCGGCACCGGCAACGCCUCGGCGCCCACCCCCAACCCCACGCGGCGCAACCCCAACAUCAACAACAGCAACUCCAGCGGCGGCGGCGGCGGCAACAACAAUAACAAUGGCGCCGCCGUCGCCGCCGUGGGCAUAAGCAGCAGCAGCAGCUUCACCGGCAGGAGUGACAUGAAGACCUCGGCGAGCAUGAUUUGAGCGGCGGACAAGCGAGCGCGAGCGGGCUCGCCGAGUGCGUGGGUCACGUGUGCUCGGGCUCUAGCCCUGCGCUCGUCCCGCCUGCCUGGUUAUAGUCGCGUGUCGGCGGCAUUGUCCGCGGUCGGUCAGGGAGCUGUCGCACGCGACCGCUAACAAGGCGGUCUGCUCGCUGUGCGAAUCCGUCCUGCGUAGGGCAUUGCAUGCACAAGCGCUUUGCUUGUACGGCUACUCCACCUCUCCCAUCUCACGAGCAUGCUUGACAAGGAACAACUCUCUGCUUUGCUUCUUAAGUAAUCUCCGUAUAAAGUUCACGUGUUCUUGCGAAAGUGGGCACAGAGGCUCUUUUCUUGAGCCGUGCGUUUUUUAAAAUGUUUCUGUUUAGUUGGUGUUGUCGGUAGAAUGCAUGUGGUCGUGCGGACGUUCUGGAAGGCUUGUGUGUGCGUGCGUGUGUCUGACCUUUGCCCCCAACCCCCCCCCCCCCCCCCCGUGAGGAUCUUGCUGGACGCCGGGCUGAGAGGCCCCCGCGCAUAGAGAGCGGGACAAAGCCCCACUGAGUUUUGUGGUCCCCCUUCGGUCACUGCCGUUGAGUUUUAAAGGAGAUGCUGCAACCACUGCAAAAAGUGCUGAAUUAAACGUACGCUUAGGCACGUCACGUAACGACCCUGACGACAAACUUGUGAAUUUUGAUUUAAAGCUUUCGUGACUGCAGGGAUUCAUAUUUUAUUGUUUCCCUUCUACGUGACUUGACCGAAAGAACCAAGAAUAUGAAACUUGUGAAUGUUCCAGUGCACAUCCAGUUCCAGGCUUGCAUCUGUAAAUACACCCUCAUGUCGGUCACAGCUACAUUGCAGAGGCAAAUUAGCUUUUACUAAAGGAAGUGAACAAACGUGAUAACCCCUCCAGCACUCCUGUUGAAGAACUUUAUAGAUAACUCCACUUCAUUGCUGGUAUUUUCUGGUAACUUUGCAAUUGUAGUGACUACAAAUGGCAACAAAGUGUUGAGAAUAAUGAGAGCAUUCAGGUGUCUGCGCAGUUGGCAGAUGAUGGGAUGUACACGGCGUUUCGAACAAACAGUACCAGCGGCACGGAAUGUAUUUCAAUAGAUUUCACCGGCUGUUCUCUACAAGUUGCAGGUGUUUUGGCUUUCCCUACAGUGUUAUUGUAGUGACUGCCUGUGCUGUGUAUGGCUUGCAUAUUACCGUUCGAAAGUAACCACCUUUCAUUCAAGUAAACGCUACCGAGAAGGGCAGACUUUGAAUACUCAUUCUGGCUUGCUGCGAAUAAAUCCAGUACUUCACUGCGUAAGUGUGUAAACGACUUUCAGGACCACUUUGAUCGCCAUCGCACUAUAACGCCGCCUGCAAUUGUAGUAUUUAAAAGUAGCUGCCACUGUAAUGUGCAUAGCCUGGUUAUUUGAGCAAGUGAAAACUUACGUAGAUUGCCUGCAUAGCGUCUGCAUAUCGGUCAGGAAUUGAGAUGCUUUUUUGUUUCUUUGCUGCAGCACGACCACACGAAGGCAGUAGUUUGAAGUACUUGCGGUUACAUUUUCAUCUUUUCUUGCUCAUUGGAACCAGCGUUACACUGAGAAUUGAAUUCCAAGUAGUGACCACCAACUCUCUCCCUCUGAAUUCCCCUUGUAUCCGUCGACCCCCCUUCUGCUUUGGACCGUUCCUUCUUCACACUCUUGGCCCCCCGCCCGCACACCUUGCACAGGUGAAUUCUUGGGUCGUCUGCAACUCGGCAUAAUGGGUCCUUUCAUUAGGCAGGGGUGUGAAACCUGCGCGCCCCGCGUGGUUCCGGGCGAGAAGACAGGAAAAGAGGCACCUCGGAUUACGAUCUCUGCGUGUCUUUGUUUGUGAGAGUCGUAUGUGUGGCGGGUGCAGCACCGCACCGUGUGCUGCUUCACACGGGCGGUUUAAUUUAUUUACCCGAAUCGCAUUUGUACCAUAGCGCGGGCCAGUGUAUAUUUUGUAAAUGCUGCAACGUACAGCACAAUAUUUAUAAGGUGUAAAUAAUUUUUAUGCUCGUGCUGCAGGCGUGUAUUUAUUGUGAUACCCCCCCCCCUCACGCAGGACCCCACCUACUCCCCUCCCAUAGUGCCGUCGGCACCUAAAGGUCCACAGUUCCCGCUCCCCCAACCUCUGGGCAGACAAGUCCACUAGGAGACCAGGGGAAGGGGGUCUUGGACCACCACAUCAUUCGGAAACCAAGGCCACCACGAGGCCAGGGAACAGGGACACUGGUCAGCCAGGUGGCUGGGGCCAGUAAGGCCAGAGAGGCCAGAGGGCCCUGAGUGUUGGCAACCGGUAUGGCUAAAAUUCAGGGCUGAGACCCAGGGUCAGAGUGGUUGAGUGACCUGGGUCAGGGGCUGGCUUGGGUGGCCCAGGGUCCAGGGGACUGGGGUGUUCGGGAUCCAGGGACACCAGUGAGUGAGUUGAGUGAGAGUGGGUGUGUCCCGGAGGUUGUUACACUGCGCGUGCAGGAAUUGCGAAUUUAUGUCCGUUGUAUUUUUUACUCUCAAUCUAUACUCUGCGUUUAAACGUUUACCGUACAGCAUAUAUGAGGCAGGGCUAUUGUUGCUUAAUUUCUUGUAGAAAUGCAUUGGAAGUCAGUAUUAUGUACUUUACACGCUCAAAUAACAUCAGGCGACUCAUACCAUGUAAUGUAUUAUUUUAAAAAUUAAAGAAACAAUAUAUUGUUUUGUUUUUUUAUUGUGAGAAUAUAAAAAUGGAAAUAAAUUUUAAAAAGACGUAAAAUAAAAACAAUACGAAAAGUGUUGAAA